Danaus chrysippus (African queen) is the source of this 927-nucleotide messenger RNA. Lineage: Eukaryota; Metazoa; Arthropoda; Insecta; Lepidoptera; Nymphalidae. The record is from the annotation of a GenBank genome assembly.
AUGGCUGUGGAACUAGAAUAUGAUUAUGAUGCGGCAAUAGCUGCCAUGGAUAAAUUUUGUCAAGAAGAUUUUAAUGCCUUAAAAGAAUGGACUAAAAAAUUAGACAAGUCAAAAUAUGUUCCUAAAGACCUUACGGAUAAACAGUUGUUGUUAUUUUAUAACGCAUGCUAUGGAGAUAUAGAGAGGAGUAAAACGUGUAUAGAAAGAUAUUAUAAUCUAAGAAAAAAUACUCCAGAAAUCUUCGACAAUAGAUGUUUAAGUUCUGAUGAGCUGCAACCUUCUGUAGAAGCCCUAGAGUUCAGUGUGUUGCCAGAGAAAUCUCAUGAUGGCUACGACUUGAUCUACCACCGACUUCACUACACAGAACCUUCUAAAUACCACUUCGAGCCUGGCUGCAAGCUUCUUUUCAUGACUGUCGAUUCUUGUCUCCAUAAGAGAGGUCCACAACCUGGUUACAUUUUUCUCUUCGACAUGCAAGGAGUUAAACUCGGCCAUCUCACCAGAGUUAGUCUCUCCUUUCAGAAGGACAGGCAAAGGUCUCUACGUAAGUUCUUUCAAUAUGUACAAGAAGCGAUGCCGGUGAGGAUGAGGGCGAUACACGUCUUCAACACUGAACCGAUCCUGGACAAGCUGCUGUUACUCAUCAGACCUUUCAUGGAUAAAAAGUUCUUUGAUAUGAUAAAGUUCCAUCACAAGAACGAGGAUUUAGAGAAUUUCUACCAGACCGUUAUACCUCGUUCAGCGUUGCCGCCGCUCCACGGUGGUACACUUCCAGACACACAAACCCUUCAUAAGAAAUGUAUGCAGACUUUGAAGGCUCUAGAACCGUACUUCAAAGCUGAAGAGGAACAGAGAAUCAACGCUCUGCCAGACAAAAAACGUGAUAAAGCCUUGGAGAGGUCAUUCAAACAUCUUGACAUAGAUUAA